This is a messenger RNA of Thunnus maccoyii (southern bluefin tuna), 2510 nucleotides long. It is a transcript of the gene ednrba, whose product is annotated as endothelin receptor Ba. Bases 339 to 1598 code for a protein of 419 amino acids. The record is from RefSeq and is a predicted model, not a curated record. The transcript has 8 exons. Gene Ontology annotation, cellular component: membrane. Lineage: Eukaryota; Metazoa; Chordata; Actinopteri; Scombriformes; Scombridae. Gene Ontology annotation, molecular function: endothelin receptor activity. Gene Ontology annotation, biological process: G protein-coupled receptor signaling pathway; enteric nervous system development; vasoconstriction.
UGAGAGUGUGUACACUGAGAUUCAGCAGCCAGUACUGGAGAGAAGUGGACUAUCAGAGGGGCAGACUGCCUCUGGAGCACAGAUCUGGAGCUUUACUUUGACACCAGUGACAGAGAGGACAACUGCUGUUGGAGAUGACUGGACUGUCACUGCAGGAACAGCAUCCCUCCGCUUUGGGAAUCUUUCUCUGUCCUGAGAGCUUGAGAGUUACUGGGGAAGUUUGAUCUGAGAGGCACAUAUUUUGGUGGAUUUCUACCUCACUUGGGAGUUAGGCACACUGAAGGAGGAUCAGUUGCAGCCUUGUUGGAUAAAAGCCAUAUUUUCAACCAAACUUCAAGAUGAAGACUCAUCUCCUUUGUUUGGAGUUACUCCUCUUGGGGGUUCACUUCUUUGUGACCAGUGGGCAGCUGGAGCCAAAGAAACAAGUGCCCCAGGACCCUCUUACCGUCACCCAGAGACUUGGACUGGUUGAGAGGGACGUGCAGGGUCCAGUGAGGCCCAACAUUACCAUGCCGCGCCGUCGACUUCCGCCCAUGUGCACCGGACCCACAGAAAUCCGAGACACCUUCAAGUACAUCAACACGGUGGUCUCCUGCCUGGUGUUUGUUGUCGGUAUAAUCGGAAAUUCCACUCUGUUGAGGAUCAUCUAUAAGAAUAAGUGCAUGCGUAACGGGCCGAACAUCCUGAUUGCGAGCCUGGCACUCGGAGACCUUCUGCACAUCAUUAUUGGCAUUCCCAUUAAUGUUUACAAGCUCCUGGCAGAGGACUGGCCUUUCGGGGUGACUCUGUGCAAGCUGGUCCCGUUUGUCCAGAAAGCCUCAGUGGGGAUCACAGUGCUGAGUCUGUGCGCUUUGAGUAUUGACAGGUAUCGUGCUGUGGCUUCAUGGAGUCGAAUCAAAGGGAUUGGAGUUCCAAAGUGGAUGGCUAUUGAGAUAGCGCUCAUCUGGAUAUUAUCCAUCAUCCUGGCUGUGCCAGAGGCAAUAGCCUUCGACAUGAUCACCAUGGACUACAAAGGAGAAGACUUGAGGAUCUGUUUGCUGCACCCCAUGCAGAAAACAGACUUUAUGAGGUUUUAUAAAUCAGCAAAGGACUGGUGGCUGUUCAGUGCAUAUUUCUGCCUGCCGUUGGCUUGCACUGCUAUUUUCUACACCCUGAUGACCUGUGAGAUGCUAAGGAAGAAGAACGGAGUCCAUAUCGCCCUCAGUGACCACCUGAAGCAGCGGAGGGAGGUGGCUAAGACAGUUUUCUGUCUGGUUCUGGUUUUCGCUCUGUGCUGGCUCCCUCUCCAUCUCAGCCGUAUCCUGAAACUCACCAUCUACGAUGAGAAAGAUCCAAACCGCUGCGAACUGCUCAGUUUCUUUUUGGUGUUGGACUACAUCGGCAUCAACAUGGCAUCUGUCAACUCCUGCAUCAACCCCAUCGCCCUGUACAUGGUCAGCAAGCGCUUCAAGAGCUGCUUCAGGUCCUGCCUGUGCUGCUGGUGCCUACCGGCUGAGAUGCUGAUGGAUGAGAAGCAGUCGUGCAUGAAGCUGAAAGUCACCGAACGAGCCUCUGACCAGAGCAACUCCCGCAUGACCAACAAGUCCACUACAGCCUGAGGAGUGUAGCCUAAAAGUGAGAAAAGAGGAGACACUAUGACAAAAAAAACAAAAACUGAAUAAUAAAGUAUGAAUGACUGAAUGAGGAAACGUGUCCAGUCUUGCCUCAUCUAGAACAUCAUAAGAAAGCUCCCUCAAUUCCUGAAAACAACAGACGUGCCUUUGGAAACCCGCCCUCACUGAGACGAAACUCAUCCUAACCCAAAACUCUGAACACUUGCCAUCAUGGAGCGCUUCCACACUCUCCCUGUCCAAGGAGCAAUAAGCACCCGCGCACUUCAAAAGCUGUAUUCUUGGAUAAGUGUGAAAUGUGUUAAAACUGGUGUUAACACCAAAUAUCAGGAACUGACUAGGGGCAAAGUUUAGCACAUUAUUAUGUUACGUAUAAUUUGGUGUUAAGGGUCAAUUAGUAACGACUCAUCAGGCUCGCAGCCUGGAUAGUGAACACGGCUUUGAAUCUUGCAAUAAGUUCCGCAUUGUAUGGACUAUAUUCGAGAGUGACACUGCGUAACUGUGUUGCUACUACACUCUGUAGUCGCUUGUAAAAAAGCUAAACAGUGAAUCUAAUGCUCUUGUUUACAUAUUUCAUUGCAUUGUAUUUCCUUUAAAAUAUGUGUCAUGAGCAGCAGCAUUUUGCAUACUUUAUAACUUGUCACAUUUGUGCCUUUAAAUGAAUUGUUUCUUUGUCCUUUCCCCCACUAGUCAUUGAACUACUGAUGUGUGAUUUCAGCUGUGUGACUAUUCAGCUAUUGUAUUAUACUGUUCAGUAUUGGGCCUGUUCUUGAGGCUUUAUGUGUUUCAUAAUGUAUUUUCUCCACAUUAUCUUAAUCUGACUCGUUACCUCAGCUGGUAUGAAAAGAGGUAGUGGGUGUCUUUUUGCAAUAAAUAAAUAAAAUUAUAAAUUUAAUAAAU